GGCACCCGUGACGUCACCGGGCCGGCCGGCACACCGGGCAUGUCGUCGUCGAUGUUCCGUGACGUAGACCUGACGUCAUCACAUACGUCACGGAGCCGCCGCGCGGCCGUGCGCGUGCCCCUCAGCGCUUGGCGCCGCCGAGUUCCCGCUGCGGCGCGCGCGGAUGACGUCACUGCCGGUACCGCGCCGGUCGCGUGUUUCCCGGGAACUUCCGGUUCCGGGGCGCGGAGCGGCCGCGCCAUGGACGAUCUGAUCCUCAACGUGGACUUCGCCGCCCCCGAGAGCCGCCCCAAGAAGGAGCCGGGGAACCGAAAGCACCAGAACUUCGUGCGGCGGCGCCGGGAGCUGGAGCGCCGCGGGGUCCUGCGGCAGAAGCAGCUCCCGGCGGCACCGGGCGCGCCCCGGCGGGCCCCGGCACGGCGCUCGGGGGCCAAACCGCGCUCGGGCCGGCGCAGCCCCAAAGAGAACGGCCCCGCCGCCCCCCGGGGCCCCCCGGUGUCGCAGAACGGCCCCACCGGCACUAAGGAAAAGGGGAAGGCCAGCGCCGCCGGAGCUCCCCCAGCACCCCAGAACAGCCCCACUGGGAGCAAGGGGAAGGCUCGGGGGGCGGCUGCCGGAGCCCCCCCGGCCUCCCGGAACGGCCCCACCGGCACCGGUGCCCCCGGUCGGAGCAAGGGCAAGGCUCGGGGCACCCCCAAGGCUGGCGGUGCCCCCCCGGCGCCCCCCAAGCUGGUGGCCCUGGACUGUGAGAUGGUGGGCACGGGGCCCGGCGGGCGCACCAGCUCGCUGGCCCGCUGCAGCAUUGUCACCUACGAGGGGGACGUGGUGUACGACAGCUACGUGCGGCCCGAGGCGCCCAUCGUGGACUACCGGACCCGCUGGAGCGGCAUCCGCCCGCGCCACAUGGCCCGGGCUGUGCCCUUCCGUAGGGCACAGCAGCAGGUUCUGCAGAUCCUCGCUGGCAAGGUGGUGGUGGGCCACGCCAUCCACAACGACUUCAAGGCUCUCCAUUACUGCCACCCCAAAGCUCUGACCAGGGACACAUCCCAUAUCCCUCUGCUGAACCGCAGGGCUGGCUUCCCUGAGAACGUGGCCAUCUCCCUGAAACGCCUCACCAAGGCCCUGCUGAACCAGGACAUCCAGGUGGGGAAAAGUGGCCACUCCUCGGUGGAAGAUGCCCGAGCCACCAUGGAGCUCUACAAGGUGGUGGAGGAGGAGUGGGAGCAGCACCUGCAGCAGAACUCGGAGAAAAAGUGACACCCUGGGGGGCUCAGAAUGACACCCCCAGCCUGGUCCUGCCUCUGGGGAGCUCAGAGUGACACCCUGGGGGGCUCAGAGUGGCACCCCCAGCCUGGUCCUGACUCUGGGGGGCUCAGAGUGACACCCCCAGCCUGGUCCUGCCUCUGGGGGGGUCCCACAGUGACAUCCCCAGCCAAGUCCUGCCCCUCGAGCAUCCCGCGAGCGCUGAGGGGCUGCCCUGUCCGUGGCUGAGGAGGAGCCAGGUGCGAUGUCCUUGUCCCCAAGCCUGUCGUGCCUUGUGCCGCUGUCCCCAGGGCGUGGGCAGGGCCCGGGCCGGUGCCUUCCCCCCCAGGGGAGGAGCCCAGAGGGGUCUCUGGGACUCUGCACCUCCCGAACGCUGCUCCUGAUCUGGGAGUGACCCUGGGGCAGCCUGAGCACAGGCCCCAUCCCUGGGGCGCUGGGAGUGGGGCAGGCUCCUUCCUCCUCACCAAACUACCUCUGCCAGCGCCGGGAGCUGCCGGUGCGCCCGGGAUUGCGGCUGGGAUCGCAUCCCUCCGUAGAGUCCCGCUCCGGGGGCUGGGAUUAUAUCCCUCCGCAAAAGGAUCGCAUCCCUCCGCAGAGUCCCGCUCCGGGAGCUGGGAUCACAUCCCUCCGCAAAAGGAUCACAUCCCUCCGCAGUCCCGCUCCGGGAGCUGGGAUCGCAUCCCUCCAGAAAAGGGUCGCGUCCCUCCGCAGAAUCCCGCUCCAGGGGCUGGGAUCGCAUCCCUCCGCAGAGUCCCGCUCCGGGAGCUGCUCUAGGGUGGUGAAAUCCCUUCCUCGUUGUGCAAGGGGCGGGAGAAAGCCGGGCAUGGCGAGCAGCAUCGCCCCAUCCGCCUGCCGGAGCCCCUCGUGCUGCCCCGGGGGCGACCCUGGGGGUCCCGCGGGCGAGACCCGUCCGGGCUGGCCCGGGGACACCCCCGGAGGGCAGCCGGACCCUGAAGGCACCCGAGCCUUGACGGGAACUGCUUUGAACUGAAAGGUUUAUGUGCCAAAUCCUAAUUAAAAAAAUCGUUGAAGA
This is a messenger RNA of Serinus canaria (Common canary), 2296 nucleotides long. RefSeq names its product interferon stimulated exonuclease gene 20 like 2 (gene ISG20L2). Gene Ontology annotation, molecular function: 3'-5'-RNA exonuclease activity; nucleic acid binding. Lineage: Eukaryota; Metazoa; Chordata; Aves; Passeriformes; Fringillidae. The coding region runs from base 40 to 1257 and encodes 405 amino acids. Gene Ontology annotation, cellular component: nucleus. The record is from RefSeq and is a predicted model, not a curated record. The transcript has 4 exons.